UGUUCUCCUUCCCAUUUGAUGAAAAAUUGUUAUUUCACCAGGUUGCGACAUCAGUGUGAUAUAAUGUUUAUUUUGAAUCUUGGUUCAUUAAAAAAACCCCAACUAUCUCACGUUCUGUUUACUAAAUCUUUGCCUUAUCAUUUGUUGUUUAAAAUUUUUAUAGCAUAUUUAAGUGGGUAUUUGCUACUGGGUCUAUUCUCUUUGUGAAAUGAAAAUACAAGACUUGUAGUUAGCAUUUGUUGAAGAUAUUUUGUCAUUUCCUUGUGUUAACGUGUUUUAUUUUGUUGGUAGAUGGCUCUCCCAAAUCCACUCGUCAUAAUUUGGAUUUCUCGGGCAUUUCUGUAGCACCAAACAAAUACGAAAGAAUGUAUUGUUCACAAGACAGCAGGGAAAAUGAGAGCGUUGACUUCAGUAAUCGUUCGAUCCCUAAGUAUUCCAAGAAUGAUAAUCCAACUGUUCAAAGGAAUGAAAGAUCACGAAAUCCGUACUCGCCAGCUCCUAGACCGUCAUGUUUGAAUAUUGACGCAAUUCGUGAACGUGAUAAUGUUCAGUCAGAAAGAAAACGUGGAAAAUCUCCAACAAACAAUUUAUCUUAUCCCAGUGAUGCACCACCUGAUUAUGAAACUGCUAUCGCUGAAAAUGACUUAGAUCGAGAUGCAAUUAAAGAAACGCAGAACACGCAUGAUAGGUUUGUGGCAUAUAAACAAGAUCGCUUUUGUGACAAACGUCAAUCUUCAUGUAGCCCAGGAAGCGAAGUUUCAAAUGCUUGUAGCUCUAUUGCUGGGCGAAGGAAAGGACUUAAACCUCCUCCAAAGUUAACGAUAGCAAGUGUAAACUGGGCAGAUAUGUUACCUCCUCCUCCUUCACAUCCUCCACCUUCUAGUGUAGCUACACGAUCUCCUCCUCCCUCACCAACAGGCACUUCCAUGUGUAGUGAAACAACAUAUGGUCGUUCCCAUGCUUCCUCGUUUCGUCCUCGUCGUUCUGGCUCAGUGUUAUCUGGAGAUGUAACUUCGGAUGUCGAGAAAGCUGAAUCAGUAAGAAGUGGAAAAUCGAAAGGAAAAUCAGAAAAUAAGUUACCAUUUGACUUAGCUGGAAUAACUAGUGAUAUAAUUAUGCAAUGGGCUGAUUCGGUGACAAAUACAAGUGGAUCAGGAGAAGAUUCACCUUGUUCAAGUCCAGACAGAAAAAGUGGUAUAAGUAGCGAUGGUUCAUUUCUUACUGAUACUGAUUUUGCCAACGCUGUAAAAGCUGCUGCAGAAUGUGGUGGAUUUAAUAUUGAUAUCGAUCUUAAUAUGUAUAAAGCUGUCGAUCCUAUAAGUUUUCAACCAUUUGCUGGAAGUUUAUCUACGUACAAUCCUGAAAGCAACAACAGUAUGAGGCUUUCUGGUAAGAAACCUCACAAAGAUGGGGAUUUAAUGCGGGAUUCGUCGCGUGGACGUCGCUCGAGAAAUGAGACACGUGAUCAUAAGCUCCCUCUGUUACAGAGAAGCCAUCGAAUAGGUGUGAAAUGAAUGUUGCUGUAAAACAACGCAAUGUUAGGGAUAUGUCAAAUUACGGGAAUACAUGUUAUGUACCUGCAUUGACACGCACUUCCGCUCUGGGGAAGUCGGAACCCGUGAAGAAAAAGUAUGCUGUUGUGAAAACAUUACCUCAAGUUGAUCCUGACUAUCCCCCAUGUAACUAUCCAAGUAAUAGUCUUAGCUCAAGCACAAGUAAUGCAAGUACGGUUCGUAGCAGUUCAUGUCCUGCCGUGGU
Messenger RNA from Xenia sp. Carnegie-2017, 1758 nucleotides. Its product is annotated as roundabout homolog 1-like. Bases 366 to 1514 code for a protein of 382 amino acids. The record is from RefSeq and is a predicted model, not a curated record. The transcript is spliced from 4 exons. Lineage: Eukaryota; Metazoa; Cnidaria; Anthozoa; Malacalcyonacea; Xeniidae.